Messenger RNA from Apus apus (common swift), 10270 nucleotides. It is a transcript of the gene XYLT1, whose product is annotated as xylosyltransferase 1. Gene Ontology annotation, cellular component: membrane. Gene Ontology annotation, molecular function: protein xylosyltransferase activity. NCBI's taxonomy places the organism in Eukaryota, Metazoa, Chordata, Aves, Apodiformes, Apodidae. Gene Ontology annotation, biological process: chondroitin sulfate proteoglycan biosynthetic process; heparan sulfate proteoglycan biosynthetic process. Bases 1 to 2742 code for a protein of 913 amino acids. The record is from RefSeq and is a predicted model, not a curated record. The transcript is spliced from 11 exons.
AUGGUGGCCGCUCCGUGCGCCCGGCGGCUGGCGCGGCGCUCCCGCUCGGCGCUGGUGGCGGCGCUCACCGUUCUGCUCUUGCAGACCCUCCUCGUCUGGAAUUUCACGUCCCUCGACGCCGGUGAGGAGCAGCGCGGCGGCACCGCCGGCCGAGAGAAACGGGACCGUGGCGGAGACCAGCGGGCGCACCCGCAGCGCCGCGGACCCGCCGCCCCGCACGGCAAAGCAAUGGAUGGCUAUUUUUCCCACCGACCGAAAGAGAAAACACGAACAGACAGCAAUAAUGAAAAUUCAGUCCCCAAGGACUUUGAAAAUAUUGAUAACAGUAACUUUGCUCCCAGGACUCAGAGGCAAAAUCACCAGUCUGAGCUGGUGAAAAAACCCCUUAGUAAGCAAAAGGAGCACUUGAGAAAGAAACUGGAAGAGGAGAAAAUGAAGGAGAACUUGCUGCUAGGAAAGAACUCCAAUGAGGUGGUGCAAUUCAGUGAUCACCCCGGAAAAAACAGCAGCAGCAGCAGCAACAACAACAACAACAACAAUUUGAAGGAGAUUCACAGGUCUCCCAGACAGCAUCAUUUAAAAAAAGUUGGAAACAGCUCCCCUGAACUGAAAUACGACCAACCACCGAAGUGUGAGGUAACAGGCAAAGAGGCAAUUUCAGCCAUGUCCCGGUCUAAAACUAAGCAGUGUCAGCAGGAGAUUGCAGACGUGUAUUGUCAGCACAAGCAUGGAAAGCUGAUGCCAGAGAAGGUGACGCGUUUCUGUACACUGGAGGGAAAAGCCAACAACAAUGUACAGUGGGAUGAGGACUCCGUAGAAUACAUGCCAGCCAACCCAGUCAGGAUCGCAUUUGUCUUGGUUGUUCAUGGCAGAGCUUCUCGGCAACUCCAACGCAUGUUUAAGGCUAUUUACCAUAAAGACCAUUUUUAUUACAUUCAUGUUGACAAGCGAUCCAAUUACUUGCACCGGCAAGUGCUCCAGUUUGCUAACCAGUACCCAAAUGUGAGAGUCACUUCUUGGAGAAUGGCAACUAUCUGGGGAGGAGCAAGUCUUCUGACCACCUACCUGCAGGCCAUGAGGGACUUAAUGGAGAUGAACGACUGGCCAUGGGAUUUCUUCAUCAACCUCAGUGCUGCUGACUACCCAAUCAGGACAAAUGACCAGCUAGUAGCAUUCCUGUCCAGAUAUCGUGGUAUGAACUUCUUGAAAUCACAUGGGAGGGACAACGCAAGAUUUAUCAGAAAACAAGGACUGGAUCGGCUUUUCCUGGAAUGUGACACCCACAUGUGGCGCCUGGGUGACAGGAAGAUCCCAGAAGGAAUCGCAGUUGAUGGAGGGUCAGACUGGUUUCUUCUGAACAGGAAGUUUGUGGAAUAUGUUACUUUUUCAAAUGAUGAUCUGGUAACAAAGAUGAAGAGGUUUUACUCUUACACUCUGCUUCCUGCUGAGUCCUUCUUUCACACUGUUCUGGAAAAUAGCCCCUACUGUGAAUCCAUGGUGGACAACAACUUGCGCAUCACAAACUGGAACCGAAAACUCGGUUGCAAGUGUCAGUACAAGCACAUUGUUGACUGGUGUGGCUGUUCACCUAAUGACUUCAAACCAACAGACUUCCACCGAUUCCAGCAGACUGCCAGGCCAACUUUCUUUGCCCGUAAAUUUGAAGCUGUAGUGAAUCAAGAGAUAAUUGGCCAGUUGGACUACUACUUGUAUGGCAACUAUCCAUCUGGCACCCCCGGCCUCCGGUCCUACUGGGAGAACGUGUACGAUGAGCCGGACGGCGUGCGCAGCCUGAGCGACGUCGCCCUCACCAUGUACCACGCCUUCUCCCGCCUGGGCCUGCGCAGGGCCGAGACGUCCUUCCAUGCUGCUGGAGACAACAGCUGCAGAUACUACCCCAUGGGCCACCCAGUUUCUGUCCACCUUUACUUCCUUGCUGACCGUUUCCAAGGCUUCCUGAUCAGACAUCAUGCGACCAAUCUGGCUGUCAGUAAACUAGAAACUUUGGAAACGUGGGUGAUGCCAAAGAAAGUCUUUAAGAUCGCAAGUCCACCAAGUGAUUUUGGAAGGUUACAGUUCUCAGAGAUUGGCACUGAAUGGGAUGCCAAGGAAAGGAUUUUCCGGAAUUUCGGAGGGCUCCUGGGGCCAACAGAUGAGCCAGUUGGCAUGCAGAAGUGGGGAAAGGGCCCCAACGUCACCGUUACUGUCAUCUGGGUGGAUCCUGUUAACAUCAUUGCAGCAACGUAUGACAUUCUUAUUGAAUCCAGUGCUGAAUUUACCCACUACAAACCACCUUUGAACUUGCCCCUGCGACCCGGAGUCUGGACGAUAAAAAUUCUGCACCACUGGGUGCAGGUAGCUGAAACCAAAUUCCUUGUUACUCCUCUUACCUUCUCUAACCAGCAGCCUAUCAAACAAGAGGAAGCCAUGAAGUACCACAGUGGGCCUCCAAAGAAUGCAUACAUGGAGCAGAGCUUCCAGGGCUUGAACCCCAUCCUGAACAUCCCCAUCAGUGCCGCUCGCGUGGACCAGGCCAAGAGGAAUGCGGGACUGGUGGGCGCCCGUCUGGAAGCCUGGGUGGACUCUCUGGUCAGCAGCAUCUGGUCAGCUGUCGACAUCUGCAGCACGGGCCCCACGGCCUGCCCAGUCAUGCAGGGCUGUGCUCAGACAGCCUGGAGCUCCCUCAGCCCGGACCCCAAGUCUGAGCUGGGCCCCGUCAAACCCGACGGCCGCUUGAGGUAGCACCCGGUACGGAACCCUCCGGCAUAGGUUUUGGAAAGGGAAUUUAACCUUGCUCAUAUGUGAAUCUCUCGAGGGAACAUUAUCCUUUUUUUUUUUACUUAUUGCAAUAUAAUUCAUUUCAUUACAAAAAAAAAAAACACAACAGUUUUGACAAGGCCUUUGGCACUGCCCCCUCCAUCAGCUGUGUCAGGAGCAGCUUUGGUUGUCCAGCAGCCUCUGUUGUCCCAUGGGGCACUGGCCCUACUGCUGUGGCCUCUGCGGCUUUCAAACAGUAGGUGCAAACCAUGGAGAGGGCAGUGAAGGAGCAGCUGCUAAAAGUGUUUUUUAAAAAUAAAUUUAUCUGUACCUCUGCUAUUUCAUAGGCUUUCUUUGUUUUGCUACCGUGAAUAAAUCACAGCAAAUAUCCCUUCCACUUUAGGCCUCCUGGGUAGGCUGGUUCCUGCAGGCUAGUAUGGCUGCAGUACCUCACAGAACCUGAAAUUACACCCUCACGUUUUUAAUAACACAAAGUAAUUCUGGAUUCAGCUGAUGUUUGUUGUUAUUGUAGUUAGAGAAAAUUAACAAAACCAGAAACUUUCAGAUUAUUUUCAGAGGGUUUUUUAGAAUAAUCUUGUUAUAGACUCUAAAUCAAAGCAGUGUUUUGCUGUAUUAGGUUUUUAUGUCUCAUGCAAUCGGGUCCAGGGUCUCAGUUCUAGGAUUAUCAGUUUAAAGAACAAAGAAUCAUUUUGGAUUUCAGCCUUUUCAAAUCUGUAAGUAUUUCUCUAAGCCCACCAGCACCAAAGCAUUUUCACAGACUUCCAGUACAGCAGGUGUGUCCGUCUAGCUGGGAUGGAUUGUGCUGUCUCUGCUCACACCCAUUCCUGACUUGGCUUGUGAGCUGAGCUGCUUCUCAGGCAGUGGAGUUGUCUGGAAUUAGAAAAUAGUAGAAUUGGGACCUAAAUCUGCAACAAUACAUCUCUUCCCUAAUUUGAGUCAGGGCUAGUAAGUCUUAACACUAAUUCCCUCCUCUGAUCUUUGAUCUGCUCUUGAUGAAGAAGGGUCCUUCUAUGCUUGUGCAGGACAUCCUGGAAGGCUGUGCAGGACAGGGGUUCCUGACCAAAGGCACGAGCUGAAUGUGAAGGAGAGCAGUGCCAUGUUUCUUAGUGCUUUUACUUUACUCUGUCAAGAAACUUUACCCUUGCCUGUCUCCAGAAUUUUAAGCAGGCUGCAUCUGGUUUUAAAUAGGCACUUUUGCAUCAUUUUAAGCUGCAUUUUCUAAAGUAGGAAAAAAAAAAUCCUUUACAUUCCAAGAACUUUUAAAAAUACAAGUUUUACAUGCAAAUUCAUCUCUAACUAAUAUAUUUUCGCAUAGAACAUGCACUUUUUUUUUCUUGUUGCUGUGGUAAUCUCUUGUUAACAACAUAACCCAAAAAGUCUUAAAACUAUUUGGUUAAUUAGGAAAGAAAUCCUCUUGAUGUAGUAGAGUAUGGUAUGUGUUUACCCUUCUGUGCGUGUGUGGCUAACUUUCUGCUGAUGAGCAUCCACAGCAGGAGGGAAAUAGACCCUUAAAUCAUUCCAUAAUGGCAUCUCACAGGAAGGUUGAAUUCCCUUUUAAACAGUUGCAAGAUGACCAUAACACACAGAUCCCAGUGGCUCGUAGUGUCUCUCUUCAUAGUAUUGGUUUAAAGCUACUUGCAGUUUGCUUUGGACUUGAAAUUGCAGUGUCAGCUGUGCUGGCAUUAAGGCAGAGCAUUGAAAUGUUUAUCUGGCACAAAAAUGGAUGCAUAGAAGGAACAAUUUAGGUAUUUAUUAUUUAUGUUUUAGUCAAUGACUAAUUAGUAGGUGCUGCUUUUGCAGCUUGAAGAUUAUGUUAUCUUACUAACUGAAGCUGCCUUUAUUAAGAAAAGGCCUUCCUCCCCUCACACCUCCCUUUUUUUGUUUUGAUUUUGACAGUCACGAGAGCUGUAGUUUUAGGAAAGCUUCUAGCAACGAGAGCUGCUUGAAAUAGUCCAGUGAAGGUGAUGUUCCAGCUUUUCAACCUGUUCUACAGGCAAGCAUCUUUAAAACCAGGGUUGCCAACAGGUUUAUGUAAUAGAAACACAGUGUUAUUCCUUAUUCAGUAGGGGUUUUUAACAGUACUUCUUUUUAAUCUAACAUUCCUUUGUGAAUUUCAAAUUUUCUGGGGACCUCCACUCCUCACUGUGAACUCCAGGGCUUCAGUCACACGGAUGCGAUGGCACCUGCAUGGUUCAAGCCCCGUGGAUUAGAUUUAGGGCACAUGGUAACAGUCAUUAACAAUCCUAGUCAGUGGUUGUUCUCAGCAGGACUCCUGGGGUAGUCACGAAAUCUUCAGACUGUCUUGCACAUAAGUAUAAGGGUGCACCCACACACACACACGUGCUGAUAACUUAUUUUUUAAAUUUGAUACUUCUUUUUAAUUCUUAAGCAGGAAUGGUUUUUAAGUGCUUUGUUGGUAAGUUUUCAUUAUUAACUAGACCAAGCAGAAGGUGGCAACAAUCCCAUCUUUUGUGGUUAGAAGAAAAUCUGCCACUUUUAUCACUUAUAAUGUAAGGUGCAAUUUAUUUUGUCUUAGUACAAAAAAGGGAAAGAAAACACAUGGUUGCUGAUGUAUCUAUUUACGUUAUGUACUAGGUUUAAAAUAUCUCAAAACAAAAUUUAAAGUAAGUUUGUAUUUUUCUGAAAGACAAAAAGCAUCUACGCAAAGAAGUUUUUGUAGCAAGCUGGCAAUCCCAGUGCUGGUGUUGCAACAGUGUGAAAUGGAUGAGGAUGGUCCUGCAGUCUUGCUCAGGCAAAACUUCCAUGGAGGGCUGAUACUGAGUAAGAACUUCAGAGUCAAGGCCAGCAUAAAUAAAUGGUGUGACGUUAUGCUGUGAGUAAAUACUGUCUGUCUUGGAAGUCAUCAAAAGAUGAGCUGCCAUGUUUGGAACAUCAUCUGGGGGCAGUGUCACAUUUUGGACCUAAAUGAUAACCUUUACUAUAGCAAUUAAUAAGCAGACACAGAUACGUAAGUUAUAUAUGGGACAUUGUGUCUGAGUUACAAAGUGCUGUAAUUGUGAAGAAAAAUCAAGGAAAGCAAAACUCUUUGCAUUGGGGAUCAGAGCUUGCUCCAAGCUGAUGCUGUGGUAGUGCUGCUGAGACUGACAUCCUGCUUAGUGGCUUUUCUGGUUCUGAAAUGGCAGGCACUUGGAGCCUGGAAUGAACAUUAGAUACUGCUAGAAGAGAAUAACUUCACAGAUCUUACAUUUGGUGAAAAGGAGAAUUCAGAGCAGGGACCUACAGUUUGUACAAAACAAGCAGGUUAUGCAUCUUCAUUUGAAUGUGCAGGUGUUACCUUAAAGUCACACUGGCUGGUCCAUGCUGAACAGGACUCCAGCUGAAAGCCAGUUUUGAUCAGAAUCCCCUUCUGUGGCAGAGGGGUGUUAUUUCCACAUGCACACAUUGAUCCUCUGUGUGUGAUGCUUUGCUCAUUUCAAUUCCCUGCCCAUUCUGCAUGCCAGCCAUGUAACACUGCUGGGAUCAGGCAGUAAUAAACAAAGGGAAUGUGGCAAAAUGCAGAACAUGUAAGUAUGGGACUUAAUGAAUUAUGUCCAAAGUCAGCAUUAUGUAAACUUGUUUAUAUGGUAAUGUUAAACCUUGAGGCUUAUAGCUCAAAUGACAAUUUAUUUUCAUAUUUGUCCAAUUCUUUCUUUGGUGAUGUUUGGACAUUGCGUAGUAAUAUUUGUAUUUUCAUUUUCGGAUUUUCAGGGUGGAUUUUUUUUUAGAAUUGAAAUUAUGGGUUCAUGUUUUGGUGCUCUCAGCAAGCAGAGAAUUUUAACAAUUCCUUCAUGACAGCAAGUGUUACACAGGGAAGUCCAUCUGUAUCUGUUGUUAAGCCUUCAUUAUUGCUGAGCCUAGAGACCCAGGACUGUGCGUUCGUGUGUUACAGAUUGCCUUUCCCACCUAUUGGCUUCAACGCACAGCCUGUGCGCAGUUGUUAACGGCAUUUUAACAAUGAUCCUGCAGCACCUUGAAAAGGACCAACUAAUGUGUAUUAAUUCACCUUCUGUCCAUCUCCUACAGCACUAAUUGCAAGACUAAUGAAGUCUCCAUCACUCUUACCUAUGAUUAUUGUGACAGUAGUGAAGUCAGGGAGUCACAGAUGGCAUAUUCUAAAGGUGGCCAAAGGGAGAUAGGAAGGGUGAAAAAUAAGCUAAAACUUUGCAGAAGUCUGGCACAAUUCUGCUGCAGCAAAAAUUUGAACAAGCUGGCACAGGAAGGCUGAGAAGCACUGAGACCAUGAGAUCUCAGCUUUUACUUCCCAGAUAAAAAGAAAAUAAGAUCCAGAUUUUUAUUGUAGCCAAGCAAUGAGGACCGAUUUUUUGUUGAUUUCUCUAGUUCUCUUUCAUCAGUGCUGUCAGAGAACUGCCAGAUUGCCCCUGGCUAUCACACCCUCCUUGUCUUCCCAGAUCCCAAGGCUUCAGGAGUUGGCCACAUGAACCCUUGGCCAACUCCACCACUUUGAACUGAGCAGGAAGUUUUGUACUUGUGCAAGCCAAAUCCCUUAGGCUUCUUCCAAAUCCAGCUCAGAAAAGUUUGCUUUUCAGGGCAGCCAUCAGUCAGCUCAGUACUAACAAACACGAAGGAGUUGGUAAAAGUUGGUAAAAGCAAUUAUCUUUUCUUGAUCUUCAGGCAUACUCAUAUUUAAUAUAUGUAAUAUUAGGCUUGGUUAUUCCAGCAACAGAGGAAGCCCAGCAGAACAUGGUGAUCAGUAUUUUGCACUGGCCUUUGCUGAAAGUUGUGAAAAGAUAGUGAUCCGUAUGUGCUUUCAUUUCAACCAAGAUAGUAUUAAGGUUUUGUAGGACAUUACAUUAAACCCAUAUUAAAUAACAAUUUAAACCAUAAUGUAAAAAAGUCUUUACAGACAAAACUUCAGGCUUCUGCCAAGACAGCUCCAGGCUUGAUGCCCACAGGUGGGGUGGGAGGAAUGCAGCAUUGGAGGGGACAGGACACUGUCCCUCUAGGGGCCCAGCAGGAGUUACUGAGACCAGGAGCUGCUGAGGGCGGUCACUGCUGCAGCCAGGCACAGAGGAGCCAAAUAAAUCUGAACUAAACUGAAGGGCAGUGAGGGAAAUACCUUUUUUCCUGUAUUCUUGUACUGUUAUUCCUGUACUCUUCAAAGGAGGCUAAUGCUGGUUUCUAACUCCCUUUGAAGGCACAGAGUAGAAGAGACUGGCCUUUGGAAACCUCCAUGGCCACUGUGUCAGUAAGGGAAAGAAGGUUCAGGUGGAGGGCAUUUAGAAUUGAGGCAACAGGAUCUUAUAGCCCAUGUUACCCAGGACCAUGAUAGCAUUAGGGUGUCUCCAGUUUAGUGUGAUAUUGGCAGCAAUUAACCCUCAUGAUGUGAUCCUACAGGUACCAUGUUGAUUUUGCUCCUUUACACUAACCGUAGUGAGUAGCUCAAGCUCUGCUCUUUGCUUCUGCCUUGGUUACCUUCUUUUGCUCAUGGGUGCUAUCACAGCUGCUACCUCACUGUGUCUGCAAACGUUUACCUGAUAACAACAAAAAAGGUACCAGAACUCUCCUUGAACUGAAUGUAUAAUCUAUGCAAAUUCUCUUUCUACUUUGUUAAAACCUAGAAGUAUUACUUGUAACCUUGCCAAACAAACAGCAAGAUACUGUACAGGUGCCUCUGAUAACAGAGUGACUAUUCUAGGCGCGGUUCAUUGCGCUGCAGUUGUAUAUUAUAAUGACUUGUCUUUGGUUCUGUUCUAAUUAACACCCUCAACUAAGAUGAUAGCAGUCUCUUGCUGGGAGAGCGCCUUCAGUUUGCUGGGAAUAUUCUGGAGGAGGAUAUCUAUGGCAUUUCAUUUUAUUUUCCUGCUUACAUCCAAAAGAAGGCACAGACCUGCUGGCCAAAAUUAGGAUGCUGUUUCAGAUUUUCCUUGGGUGAAUCCUAUCAGCUUUGGAUCGCUUGUGCUCUGUUCCCAUUGUGGCACCCAGUGUGUUGCCCCUUAAAGAAAGCCUUACUUUCAUCCUUUUUAAUGUGGCCUUAAACUUAGGAAGUUAGGUGUUGUCUGUGUCUUGCUCACUUUUUCUGUUUGUUGUAGAAAGAAUAAAAGGCACCUUGAGAUUUCUAUUACAGCUCAGCUGUGUUGCUGUCAGCUUACACUUCACAAAUACAAUAGAAAUUGCUUACAAAUGCAGUCUUUAGGGGAAGAAAAUGACCUUCCCUUUGGGCAAAAGGAAGGCUCAAAUGUCUGUAUAAACCGUAGGAAAUUAUGAGCUCUGUCUUUUGCAACUCACGGUAGAUAAGGAAGGCUGAUUUAAUUACCUACAAAGUAAAACUUGAUAACUUUUCAUUUAGCUUCAGCCUGCAACAGGGCAAGACUGCUCUAGAUGCACAGGAAAAAUUCUAGUGUAAUUUCAUUCAUUUUGACAUGACAUAAUGGCAUUCCUUUCAGAUUUGUACUGGUGUCUGGGAGAAGAUUUAUUCUCUUAAUGGUAUGGUCUUUAAAUCUGAAGAACAUCACCACUUGGGGUCAGAUUUUGAGUGAUGGUUGGGAAUCCAACAGUAGACUUAGAGGAGUCUGGCUGUAUCAUCAAAAUCCUAAAUGCAUUUCUCAAAAUGUGGCUUUUGGAGCUUCAUCCAAAGGUUGUCAAAGUCAGCAGAAACCAAGGAUUUCUGCUAAAACUUGUAUCUUUUUGUUUCUUUAAUACUUUUUUUCCAUGGAGAACUGUCACGUUUCCGUAGCACCAAUAUUCCCGGCAGGCUGCAGUGCUUUUAGGAAUCUCAAAUCCUAGCCUCUUCUGGUAUUGAGAUGCAGAUAGAACUCAAAGGCAACUGAAAAGGGUUUACAUAGAAAACAAGACUUGUAAAACAAAAAGAAUUAAGUUGAGUUAAUGAAAUUAUUUUUCUGACUUCGUCAUUUGGGUUUUGUUUUCAGUUGAUUGGAUUUUUGUAUUCCUAACAUAGUCCAUAGUAAGUUAUUCCUGUUCUGUCAUUUUCAAAAACCGGUGGUAAUAUAGUUUUAAAAAAUAACUAUUUUGUUAUAGAUCAUUAUAUGCAUAAAACUGUACAGAAAUAUUUUGUAAGCUAUUGAAUAAUUAAAAAAAGAAAACCAUGUAUAUACAGCAAAGUUUAAAAAAAAAUAAUUGGAAAUUCAAAUGAAACACUGAAAGAUGUAGAUAUUUUGCUAUUUAUUUAAAGGAGUAUUUUAUGAGAUAUUGAAAUGUCUUAAAUUGAUCAGUAAUCAAAGUUCAAAGUCAGAAUGCUUUUCCUGUAGUAGAAUGUGAUUUUCAGCAAUUAUUGCACUACCCGUUUUUGCACCCUUUUGUCUUUCAUUUAGCAGAAAACAAUGUGCCUUAGCUGUAUUCUUUGUCAAUGGGAGUUUGGGUUUUUUUCUGUCUGACAAAGCAAAUUUUUUUGCAGAACAAGAAAUGGAUGUAUUAAAUAAUGUAUUAUACCAAAAACACUGCAGUUGUAUAUAAAUGCUGUCAUGUUUUCAGAUGCAGAAUUUUAAAAUAAAAUUUAAAAAAAAAAAGCUGUCUU